AGGAAGAUCACAUCUUGAACACAAGGAGGCCUCACUUUGCUCUCAGUUAUUUAAAUCAACCAUAAAGCUGCACAUUAAUAGAUGUCAAGAAAUUGGUCUUGUAUACACUUUCUCCAUAUACCAACUCAGCGUCAUAUUAUCUAUCGAACAAGAAACGCAAGUUCCACUUCUAUCCGCAACAACCACAAACAUGCUAUACAAGACCUCACCUGUCGUUUCUAAGCGUCUGGAUGACCCCACUGAAACGAACUCUAUUGACAAUCUUGAAAGCUCCGGACGCUCCUGGUCCCCUGUUGCGCAAGCAGUAUGGGGACAUCCGGUUGAUAAACCCCUUCUCAGGACAUGGGAUGGCCUUUCAGGAAGUCAACCAGAUGGAUCUAGAGAUAUGUCCACCAGAGCAUCCGAUAUGCCAUUGACAACCUUCGAAGCCCGGCAGUCGUCCCUUCAGACUCACAUUAUACACCGUAACUGGACGCCCACGCCAUAUAUCUCUUUCACUUCCUCACCAGAGGCACUCGAGAACUUGGCUAACUUCAGGAAGUCCCGCCCAGGAGGAAGACAUCAGACCAUUACUGUAGUCGAUCCUGCAGUUCGUCUCGAGUCAGGCUGGCCUAUCAUUUCCUAUGGCGAAGAAAAUGAGUAUUACGGCAUUGAAAUCCCACAUGGGAUACAAGACUGGGAACUUAAGGCUCACCACUUAUGCCUGCGGAGAGUCAAAGCAGACGAAAUUGUUGAGCAUUACGACUGGGACAAGCUUUCUUCGGACCCUGACUGGUAUGAAAAUACUAUCCGCCCGGAUUUCAAGAGGUUUCGUGAAGAAAGGCAGCAUCGGGAGCAGGACCAGGUUCAAGAUCAGAUAGAUGAUAUAUCAGCCGCUUUCGAUACCCUACACCGUGAGUAUUCUCCAUUAUUCUUAAUAUGGCAAGAUUCGCUAACUGUGUUGGUGGAUGGCUCUUCGUCACCGAGUUCCUCGACUCCUUCAAACCACAACACAAACAAUGAAUAUUGGGUAGACAGGAACGACAACCAACCCACUAAGCAACAUAUUCGGUCGUUGCUGUGAGUAUGGGCUUCUGCUGUCUCUGAUUGCCAGGAGUAAAUGGUUAGAGGGUACUUCGAGGCGUGGUUGAGAAUUAUCAUUCGAGUGUUUUGGUAGUUAUCACCGAGAUCAGAUUGUGAUGCAAGGGAGGUGCACGAUGUUAGACUUAACUUAUGCUACUUCGAAUAAUAUAUCAUAAAGUCUUACCGAGCUUGCUAAGCUUUAACUGCGCAUUCAACAGUCAGGGAACAGAUUGCUCAUUCCUUAUCAUUACACUCACCGUGAUACUGUCUCAUACAUCUCAGUGUUCAUUCCUCUCAGUGUACCCUAUAGUCGCACCGGGUUUCAUUUUCCUGCCUUCAAGAAGACAUUUAAGCUAGUUCAAGCCAUGAGUCAUGAACUGAGAAGAUCAUUUAAUUCCGGUGCAUUCCCGAAUCCUUAUACUCAAGGAGCAAGGAUUUCUUAGU
Molecule: messenger RNA, 1506 nt
Organism: Fusarium redolens
Lineage: Eukaryota; Fungi; Ascomycota; Sordariomycetes; Hypocreales; Nectriaceae
Exons: 1
Coding region: 191-1063 (290 amino acids)
Source: RefSeq, a predicted model, not a curated record